Messenger RNA from Striga asiatica, 1479 nucleotides. Lineage: Eukaryota; Viridiplantae; Streptophyta; Magnoliopsida; Lamiales; Orobanchaceae. The record is from the annotation of a GenBank genome assembly.
UUUCUAUCCAUUGCAGCUACAUUCAUCGAGCUCCCAGAAAAACAAGAAUGUCCUCUUCUCCCUUCCCUUCUCGUCUCCUACCUCUCCCUGCCAAACCGCCGCCGUCGCCGGCAACCUCAACCACGUUCUUUCGCCUGCUGGCGCCGGACCGGCCUUUCGGAGCCUCCACGAAAGCGUCCCGGUUCAAGUGCUCCGCCGGGGGGUCCGGCUUUUUCACCAAGCUCGGCCGGUUAAUAAAGGAGAAAGCCAAGAGCGAUGUGGAGAAAAUAUUUUAUGGGUUCUCCAAGACUAGAGACAAUUUAGCCGUUAUUGAUGAGCUCCUGCUUUAUUGGAACCUCUCUGACACCGACCGGGUUUUAGAUGAGCUGGAAGAGGCAUUGCUAGUUGCUGAUUUUGGACCUAGGAUUACUAUAAAGAUAGUGGAGAGCUUGAGGGAUGAUAUAUAUGCCGGCAAUCUCAAAUCCGGCAGUGAAAUCAAAGAUGCCUUGAAGAGGAGUAUAUUGAAUUUGUUAACAGCAAAAGGGCUUAAAACUGAGUUGAAGCUGGGUUUCAAGAAACCGGCUGUUAUCAUGAUUGUUGGUGUCAAUGGAGGUGGUAAGACUACAUCUCUUGGAAAGCUGGCCAAUAGAUUGAAAAUGGAAGGGAGCAAGGUAUUGCUGGCUGCAGGGGACACAUUUAGAGCAGCAGCAAGUGAUCAAUUAGAGAUAUGGGCGGAAAGAACAGGUUGUGAGAUUGUUGUGGCUGAAAAAGAAAAUGCCAAAGCAUCAUCAGUUCUUUCACAGGCCGUGAAACGGGGAAAAGAACAAGGUUUUGAUGUUGUUUUAUGCGACACGUCUGGACGUUUGCACACUAAUUACAGCCUUAUGGAAGAACUGAUUGCAUGCAAGAAAGCUGUCGGGAAAGUUGUUUCUGGCGCACCCAAUGAAAUCUUGCAAGUGUUGGACGGAACAACUGGGUUGAACAUGCUCCCACAGGCAAGGGAAUUCAAUGAUGUUGUUGGCGUGACUGGUUUGAUUUUGACGAAACUAGACGGAUCUGCCAGAGGUGGAUGUGUGGUAAGUGUAGUUGACGAGCUCGGUAUUCCCGUGAAGUUUGUAGGUGUUGGAGAAGGCGUGGAGGAUCUCCAACCGUUUGAUGCCGAGGCAUUUGUAAAUGCAAUAUUUCCAUGAAAUUUUAAUCGAUCACCGACUUCUACACCACUAGGCAACAGUUGCAUGAAAAACAACACUGGACUUGAGAUUGCCUCGGUAAAAGCAGGUGCACUCGGCCUAUCAAGUGUUCAGCUGAGUCGGGAUAAGAAUUUUUUGGGUUACAUCCAUUUAGUACUGGAAGCAUUGUUGUAGAUUCAAAAUUUUGAACAUGGAAUUUGUAAUUAAGUUGACUUGUGAAGGAUAUUUAGGGUAUUUAGUUUUUCUGUGUGCAGACAAAGUACAUCUUUAUGCAUGAAGUGCACACACAAACAUGCACACAUACACACAC